CAUUAAAUGUUAACGCGAAUUCAGUUGUUGCUAAUAUACAGUGCGCUUGUUUUACUGUAUUUACAUAACGGAAAAUGUAUGUAUAUGGAAAGUGCGCACGAAUCUGUCGGUAUUGUUCGAAAUUUAAGCGUAGAAGUUUUUCAAGAUCAAAGAAGAUAUACAGAAAUGGAUGAUGCGUAUAAAUUUUUAAAACUAAAUGUAUCAUGGUUACCCCCAAACAGCACGAGGCAUCCUUCUUCCUAUAGCAUUAUAGUCACAGGUGCACCGAUCGGAUACCAAAGGGAGAAAACAGGUGGCACAGAGUGUCCAGAAGGAUCACUUUUCUAUACAAUCAAAGGCAACCAACAGCUUAACAUAUUGCUACCUGAGAACAAUAACUUGAUUGGAAUACCAGAUAUGUAUAUACAACCUAAUUGUUCUUAUAAAAUUCAAGUUAUUGCAAAUCCAAGAACAAAGCGCACAAUAAAUGUACCUGAGGUUUUUUAUACAGUUCCAGAAUGCAUAAGCCAGGUAUGCAGUUGCAUGAAUGCCAAAUCAAUGCUACCAACUCCAAAAGUAAAUAUAACUCAAAUAGAAAAUCGAAUAAUCAUAAAUUGGGGCAUAACUUCUGACAUAUCCAAUGUCCAAUUUUACACAAUUAGCAUUGGUGUGCCUCUUUUAACAUCGAGGAAAGGAUUGCCUGUUUACAAUGUAACAAAAAUUGGACAGGUAUCUGCAAAAGAAACUAUGUUUUCAUGGGACUUGAAAGCCAAUGUUGAAUACAUAAAAACUGAAGACAGUUAUAAGAUAAUUGUUAAUGCUAUCAAUGAUCAUGGAUGCUUUGGACCAGAGGGAAGUUUUAUUAUGCAUUUUAUACCAUCAAACACAGAAACUGUAAAUCCCAAUGUAUGGUUUAUAUUAAUUCUAGUAACCGGUUGUGUUCUAUUUGGAGUUUUAAGUGUUAUGGUAUAUCGUAAUUUGCUUAUGUUAUGUCAAAACAAUCAGGAUAUCCGGAUACAUGCAAUUGCUAAGUGUAAAUCUCAAUGGGCAGAUGCAAUACAUCAGAAGUCUAACAUUCUAUACAUCAGGCAUGAAUUUGAGGAGGACUGUAGAGAAGAAACUGAUAAAUUAAAAGCUUCAUUGAAUAAGGUAAAGUUAAUACGUGAAUUGGGCACUGGGCAAUUUGGAAAGGUAUAUCUUGGUCAUUUAGACGAUAUAAAGGAUACUCUGGUUGCUGUAAAAAUGUCCCAGCAAAAAGGCAUGUCCCUUGAUUCUGACAUACAACAGCAAUUUAUAAAGGAAAUAGAAAUAAUGAGAAUGGCAGGAACUCACCCUCAUUUAGUAGGCCUCAUAGGCUACUGCAUUCAACCAAACAAACCAAUGUGUAUCCUAUUGGAAUAUAUGCAAGGUGGAGAUUUAUUAACUUACUUGCUCCAGAUAAGAAAACAACAAAGCAACAGAAGCCCUGAUCAAGGUAAAAAUACUGGAAAAGGUGUAUCUAAACUAUAUGCCUCAGAAACUAGGUUAAUUAUCAACAAUGCAAGCUGACAAAUAGAAACUAUACAACAAUCUUGGUUUUCAGGUUUAUAUUCGAACAUAACAUCUGCUAUACGGAGCAAAAAGGACAUUUACAAAUUUAGACAAUACAUAAAUAUCAGUAGUAAUGAUAGACAGGAGGCAAAAGAUAUGAAAGAUGCUUCUUGGAUAGGGAAAAUGAGAGAACAUCAAUUUUUCAAAUUUGCUACAGAAAUUGCUAUUGGUAUGGAACACUUGGAAGUUAAAGGAAUUACUCACAGAGAUCUAGCAGCAAGAAAUAUUCUUCUGAGCUCAGAUUUGACUAUCAAGAUCUCAGACUUUGGGCUUUCUCGUAACGGUGUAUACGUAAUAAAGAAAACAGAAGAAAAAAAACGCCCUCUUCCAAUAAGAUGGAUGUCACCAGAGGCUCUGUAUAAUCGAGUUUUUUCUUCGAAAAGCGAUGUUUGGUCUUACGGAGUAGUACUCUGGGAAAUUAGCACUUUAGGUGAUUUUCCAUAUGCGAAUGUGGAAAAUGAUCGUUUGUGGAGUUAUAUCGUUCGCGAGAAUGGUCGUUUGGAACAACCCGAUGGUGUUCCUUUGAAUAUUUAUGAAUUUAUGCGUUCUUGCUGGGCUACAGAGCCUGAGAAUAGACCGAAUUUUACACAACUUCUUACCAAUUUACGUAUCCUGAACGAAUCUUUCAAUGACACUGUUCAAACGGUUUCCAAUCCCUGUUACGCGUUGUCAUUUCCCAAUAAAAUCAUAUAA
This is a messenger RNA of Habropoda laboriosa, 2262 nucleotides long. Its product is annotated as vascular endothelial growth factor receptor 3-like. Lineage: Eukaryota; Metazoa; Arthropoda; Insecta; Hymenoptera; Apidae. Gene Ontology annotation, biological process: multicellular organism development; positive regulation of kinase activity; protein phosphorylation. The transcript is spliced from 7 exons. The record is from RefSeq and is a predicted model, not a curated record. Gene Ontology annotation, cellular component: signaling receptor complex. Gene Ontology annotation, molecular function: transmembrane receptor protein tyrosine kinase activity; ATP binding.